This is a messenger RNA of Aspergillus niger, 1563 nucleotides long. RefSeq lists its product as uncharacterized. Gene Ontology annotation, biological process: transmembrane transport; tripeptide transport; dipeptide transport. The transcript is spliced from 4 exons. The record is from RefSeq and is a predicted model, not a curated record. Gene Ontology annotation, molecular function: dipeptide transmembrane transporter activity; allantoate transmembrane transporter activity. NCBI's taxonomy places the organism in Eukaryota, Fungi, Ascomycota, Eurotiomycetes, Eurotiales, Aspergillaceae. The coding region runs from base 1 to 1563 and encodes 520 amino acids. Gene Ontology annotation, cellular component: plasma membrane.
AUGGCUCCUGAUCAUUCAAACCUCGGCCAGGAGGAGGCAGAUAAUGAGAAGAUUGACAGUGACUUGCGUCAGCUUGAAGCUGUACAUGAUACACACUUCUACAACAUAGACCACGAAAUUGAGAAAAAGGUUGUUCGGAAACUUGACUGUGUUAUCCUUCCUCUGAUGGUGCUUGUAUACUUCUUCCAAUACCUCGACAAGCAGACAAUCAACCAGGCCGCAAUAUUCGGGCUGCGAGAUGAUCUCAAGCUAACUGGUCAGGAGUAUUCAUGGGCAGUAUCGUUAUUUUAUCUGGGCCAGCUUUGUUCAGAAUACCCAGCUGGGAUCAUGCUCUCCAGAUUUCCUAUCACUAUUUAUGUCCGGGGUAACUAUCGUCUUAUGGGGUGGGGUAAAUAUGUGUCUGGCUGCUGUUCACAACUUUGCGGGCCUGGCAGCGACCAUCCGCUUCCAAGGCUAAGUAUCCUACUAGGGACUGUCUCCCCAGCCUUCAUUAUAAUUACGAGUAAUUGGUACAAACGCCAGGAACAUCCGAUACGCGUCGCUACAUGGGUAUCAAUGAACGGUAUAGCGAAUAUUAUAGGCGCCCUCAUGAUGUAUGGUAUUGGCAAGGGAAACAUGUCACUCGCCCCGUGGCGCUCUCCUUUCUUGAUUUGCGGAGGUUUGACCUCCGCGACUGGUCUGCUCUUCAUUUUCUUGAUGCCCCGAGAUACGACUACUGCUUGGUUUCUGAGUCCACGGGAACGAGAAGUGGCAACUCAGCGCAUGGCAGUCGAUCGCGCUACUCGGGACCAUGCAGUAUUCAACAAAGCUCAACUCAAGGAGGCACUCUUGUCACCAAUGACAUGGAUCUAUUGUCUGAUGGGUAUCUGUAUCACUCUCACGACCCCCAUAAUGAAGGUAUUAACCUACUCUCUUCCCACCCAAAAGUACAGCUCCACCGUCAUACAUGGCUUCGGCUACUCAACAUACAAAACAAUGCUCGUCGGAACACCAGCCGGAGCAUUCAACUUCAUCACCGUCUGGAUCGGCGCCAUCAUCCCCCGCAUUCUGCCUGGAGCACGAGUAUACACCGCCAUUGGUCUCUCCAUCGUACCUCUCCUGGGUUCAAUAUUGCUCAUGACGCUUCCAUAUUCCGGCGGUGCAGACUGGGGAAUAGUGGUGGCGACCUGGCUUGGAGGAUGCAGCUCCUCGUUGAUAAGUAGCGCGGCCAGCAUUAUCGCUAGUAACGUGAAGGGUAAUACGAAGAAAAGUAUCGUGUCAACUGCUUUCUUCGUUGCAUAUUGCGUUGGAUGCAUUGUUAGUCCUCAGGCUUGGACGGAGGAUGAUGCCCCUCGGUAUACGAAGGGGUGUAUUUUGAGUAUUGCAGCCAUGGCGUGCUUGAUCCUUACUUUUAUUGGUUAUGUGUUUAUGGUGAAGGGGUUGAACAGGCGGCGUGAUCUCAAAGCAAGCGAGGGUUAUAUUGAGUAUAUGGUUGAUAGGGGUGAUGGUGGUGGUCGUAUGGGCGUUUCGGUUGAUUCGGAUCAUACAGAUGUUGAGGAUAAGGCUUUUAGGUAUACUAUUUGA